AAUUUCGUGAUUCAAACGGACUGGGCCUAGGCACGGAAAUAAAACUAACCCCGAGUACCCUCCUCCUCUGUCCGCAUGCGACUCCCCUCCUCGACGCCGAAACCCUAGCCGCGUGCACCGGCGGGAGGUCCAGGAUCCAGGGAAGUCGGCACAGGUCUCCGGACUAGGGCGGACUAGCCUCGCACCGCCAGGGCGGCAGGAGGGCAGUCGACAGGGUCUGAGCGGUGGGCACCAAACCUCCACAGUCUCGCAGAGAUAGAGACAGAGACUAAGACCGAUUAAGGACUGUCCGAGAGUGGAACAUGAAGAUGGAUGAUUGUUAGUCACAUUCGUAUCUGUAUCUUCAAAGCAAGUGAAGAUGAUCAGAUUUAUGGCCAUGAGAAGACAUAAUCCUGAUAAGAAGUAGUAUUGUAGUGUAAUCUUCUUUGAACUACUGUAGAUGUGUAAACUUCUUCAAGGCAAAUUUCCGAUGUGAUUGUUUGCUUUAAUUUUUUUUAAGACACCUUAUUGAUGUAUCAUUUUGCGCUUUUGGCAAAUUCUAUACUUGUAUAGCUUGGCAUAUUACAUUUGUGUUGUUAAAAAAGUUUAUGCCAAGUUGGACCACCCCAACUCAAAACCCUGGAUGUGCCUCCAGGCUCCAGGUCUCCUUCCGGCACCCCAAGUGCCAACCCAAGGGAUACCAUGGAGAUGAGACCUGAUGAAAGAUUUGCAGUUCUGAGGAGCAUUGGGGAGGAGUGCAUUUAUGAGGAUGGGCUAUGCCUAAUGCUAAAGAAGAAGCUCGAUCCCAUCUGUUAUGUUUGGUUUGAGCCAUCCCCAAUUAUGGACAUAGAGCAGGGUAUAUUGAAGACGAUAUAUGUCAAUAAAAUGGUUACAGCAGGUUGUACAGUUAAAAUACUGAUGGCAGAUUGGUUUCUGCAGCGGCACCCUAGGAUUGGUAAUGACCUAAAUAAAAUACGGGCCAUUGGCUGCUAUAAUAUUGCGAUGUGGGAAGCAGCUGGCAUGUACCUAGACAAAGUAGAUAUCAAAUGGUUGUCAGACGAACUGAAUCAUCGUGCGCUUGAUUACUGGCCACUUGCUAUGGAUGUCUCAAGAAAAUACACCAUGAAGAGAAUGGCAAGUUAUUCUUCUUAUAUGGCACCAUAUGGGCCAGAAAGGCUGCCUGCUGCUGAGAUAAUUUACCCCUGUAUGCAAGUUGCUGCUGUUUUAUGCCAGAAGGCAGAUGUAUGGCUAUUCAGCAUGGAUCAGCGAAAUACCAUCAUGCUAGCUAGAGAUUAUUGUGAUGACAUAUUUAAGGAGAAUAAACCAACUAUUUUGCUGCACCGUGUGCUACCUAAUUUACUAGAAGAUCCUGACUUCCAGGAUGAGAGAGAUCCAGGACGGACCAUCUUCAUGUUAGAUGAGGAGGAUGAUGUAAAUGAAAAAAUAAGUAGCGCUUUCUGCCCUCCGAGAGUAGCAGUAUACAACCCAUGUUUGGAGUACAUAAAGUCUGUUGCCUUCCCAUGGUUUGGAAACUUGGAGGUUGUUCAGAAGGAAGGGAAUGGUAGUAACAAGAUAUUUUCAAGCAUGGAGGAACUUAUUGUUGAUUACGAAAGUGGAGAUCUUGAUUCUACUGAUGUUAAGUUGGCUCUCCAAAAAGCAAUAAACAACAUAUUAGAGCUUGUCGGCGAGUUCUUCCGUAGCAGCACUGAAGCUCAAGCUCUAAUUACUGCCCCCAAGUUUCAGGAUCAAAUUACUGCAGACAUACGGAAAAUUCAGAUGCAGAACAAAGAGUUUGCCAGUCUUUGAUACUACUGCUCCACCAGUGAGGAAAAAUGCUAUAUACUGCAGGCAAAGUAAGGGCUCCUUUGGUAGCCGGCUAUGCCUUCUCUGACUUGCGGGAACCUUCAUUUGUAGGAGCUAUUUAUGCCGUAGUAAAUAAUAUUCCCUAAAGCUUCAGUCGUUUUGGGAGCAGAAGCCCUCCCAGAUGGUCUAGUGCAAGCAUCUUGAACUCUUUGGGUAUUACUUCUCCAAACACAUGAGAUGUAGAAUGUUCAGUAUGUAAAUUAUUUACUAUAUUAUUAUUAGGCUGAAUAUGUAACGUAAAUUAUUAUUUGCUACUCCAUCUAUCCCAAAAUAUAAGGAUUUUGAAGUU
Setaria italica (foxtail millet) is the source of this 2131-nucleotide messenger RNA. RefSeq names its product tyrosine--tRNA ligase 1, cytoplasmic. The record is from RefSeq and is a predicted model, not a curated record. Gene Ontology annotation, molecular function: ATP binding; tyrosine-tRNA ligase activity. Lineage: Eukaryota; Viridiplantae; Streptophyta; Magnoliopsida; Poales; Poaceae. Gene Ontology annotation, biological process: tRNA aminoacylation for protein translation. Bases 682 to 1785 code for a protein of 367 amino acids. The transcript has 12 exons.